AUGUCGCUGGCUCUGCAAGGCGCCCUCCUCGUGCGGUUGAUCAUGGGUGCAAUCUUCGUGGCAGUUCAACGACCCCAGUUCGCCCCGGUGUGCGUCGCCAGCAACAUGAUUCUGCCCGUCGGCGUCAUUGUUUUGGCGGCUGACAUGGGCAUGUUUGGUGUCCUCGCGACCAAGGCUCUCCUGGCGAGGAGGGACAACUCUGGCCCGGCGCGUUCCAACACGUUGAUCUUUUUCACCGCCGCGUUUGGCAUCUGGACGGGAUUGAGCAUUCCUCUUUUUCUGGGGCUCGAGUCCACUGGCUAUGCUUUCCGAACAAUAUUGCCUGCCGUCGGUCUGCUGAUCCUUAUAGGAAUUGUGGCCCUCUCUACGACGGGGCUGGUCUCGCUGCCUACGACGUCCAUCUUACACUUCCACAAGGGCGGAUCGUUUGAGUCGGCAAAUGUCGAGAUGGAGACACGCAAUAUUCCGGAUCCUGCCCCUUCGCAGGGUGUAACGUCAAACGCGCCCCCCGUCCUGCCUCUCAUCCGACAGCCUUCCUCCGGCAGAGGUAUUGGUGGGCUUCCUAUCGAGGGCGAGUUGUUCCCCCCUAUGCGACCCCAGGAGGUGACUUUCAAGCCGCAUUCCAAGAAGCAAAUGACGGAGAAGGCGUUUAAUGGAGGUAAGAUUGUCAUUUCGAAACCGGUCAUAACGGCAACCACGGACACGAACGCCUUCGACCACAUUCAAACCAUCGACCUGGCUGCCGCGGCGGUGAAAGAGCGAGAGCGCCGCGAGAAGAUUUACCCCUUGGUGAGCUUUGACGCGAUGCUCAAUGAACCUCUGUUCCCGAAAACGAGGGAUCUCACGGCCAACUGGCAGACCUCGAACGGCAAAUCUUGGUAUGUCGACCAGAGCAACAGCCCGCCAGCCCAAGAGCGUUCGUUUGCCACCACCUCCGCCGUGCAGCUCUCCCCCGGCAUGGAUGAAACACGCAGACGGUCUCCACGACAUCCCACCCAAGCUGGUGCUCCCUCCACAGUGGAAAACGAGACCCGAACACCAAGGACAGUGCCAUCGCCGAGCUCGACCAAGACGCUGCUUUCGAAUGACAACUCCCAGGAGCCAAAGUCGGCGACUGCACUUCCGCCAUUCACGACAGUGUCAGCAAUGUCGGCGUUCUCGUCUCUUACAGCGCUUCCAGCAGUCCCAGCAGUCCCCUCUUCCAUUGACCAGUUCUUGGUGGAUCCUAGAACCGCGUCUCUCCCUCGAAGCAAAUCCGUCAAGAACGACAUUCGGCCAUCUCGGCGCCGACCCCAGUCGCCUGUCGAGACGGGGGAAGUAAAGGACACGAAGACGCCUGUCCAGCGAAGGGCGACUGUAGGGCUGCCGUUUAAUCCAAGAUCACGGGCGACCAGGAUGUUCACCGGGCAGCGAGGAGCUGGCAAUGACCAGCCGAUCAUGUUCUUCAAUCCCGAGGAGAGUAGUGCCCCUGUGUAUGCCGUGCCCGAACCCGACGACAACAGCGAUGCCCUGUCCCGGAAAUCUGUCAUUCAUCGGCCGAGGCCUAUUCCUCGCAAGUCCAUUGCUUCUUUGGCUGACUCCUUCACCUCUGAUACUGAUUCUAUGGCUUCGACGGCCGAACUCCUGGCGACAGUUGCAAGCCCCAUCGACGACCGUUUCACCAUCGUGUCCACGCCCAAACUCCCCAUGGUCUCCCCUGUGAGCGUCAAAACCCUCUCGCAGAGUUCUUUGGGCACGGUGGCGAUUUCACCCGGGUCAUCCGCUCUACACAAGACUGUCCGAAGAACAUCCUAUGUUCCCGAACUGCCGGCUCUUCCUACAGAGUUCAAGGGUCAACAGCCCAAGAUUGCAGGUGAUGUUGCUCCUGAGGGAACCGCUACAAGCAUUUGGACAGUCGCUCCGAAUGAGCACGCUCCCUUCUCCUUGACAAACAAUGAUGAGCCGCAGUCGGCUUACCAUAACAAGCGGUUUUCUGUCAACACCCAGUCAUCGUACGAGGGAACCAUUGGCCGGAAUUCGGUUGUAUUUGCUUCAGAUAGCAAGACGACCGCAGCGACGGCCAAUCUCCUCGGCGAGCGCCGCUCACGACACGAAAGCGCCGACUCCGAACUCUCCAUGAUGCUGAGAGCAGCACCGCUUCCGCCUGCAGCCGACGAGGGCAACAUCCCCGAAGUUCCCGCUGUGCCAGAUAUGUUCAAGGAUGGACGGAUAACGCCCUUGUCGGAGGAGGAAGAGGAUGCUCAACAGGCAGCCAAAGAGUUGGCAUCGUGGCACCGACGCAUUGGUGAAGAGCUUCCUGGGUUCUCCUCGCAGCUGAACGAUAGGAGACAGCGGAAGCUCCCGGUGCCGAAGCCCCUGGCCCUGAACAAACCAGCCAAUAUUACCGUGGUGGUCGAAGCUGAGCCAUCACCCGAAGAGCCUGAGCAGGAGGCUCUCGAUAGGAUCCACGAGCAGCUCAAGAAGUUGGAGGACACAGACGCGCGUGCAACCAUUAGUGAGCAGCAGCGACUGGAUCUCUUGGCCAACUUGGAGUCCGAGAUGGGCGCUCAAGAGUCCCAGUGGCAGAUGCUCAAGGUUGACCUUGCCGCAACCCCGUUGACUGUCAUCUCCACGCCAGGCGGCGUCCCUUCGGUGCGCAGCAGCGUCGAUGUUAAUGGACUUGCCAGGACCAGGCUCAGUGCAGGUGCCGGCGAUUUGCUCCUGGCCCUCCAGGAGGAAGCCAACCGCCGCCUGUCGACUACUUCGGAGCAAACCCCCAAGGAUGAGGUCAACCGCCGGUCAGGAAGGAUGAGCCUCAUCUCCGUGAGCUCUCGAGCCCUCUCGCAGAUCGGCAGCCCUACUCCGCCAGACACUGAUGAGUCGGGCGCGGAUGACAGCGACAAUGACAGCAUGGCGGAAGAUGCCAAGUCGGCCAAGGAGACACCUGAGUCGAGUACGGUCACCGGCUUUAUGGCUCUUGACGAGAUACUGAGCAGCUCAGUCGAAACCAAGAACCAGCCAGCCUCUCCGGUCGACUUUGAAGAAAUCUCCCUGCCCACUCCCAAGGCCACGGCCCCCUUGAUGCCGGCGCCUUCAGAAGAGGAGCCCAAGGCUGCGGUUGCCAACGCUUCUGAGCCCGAAAACAUUCGAUUCAGCCUCGCAGACUUGCAGCAGCCCGUGCCCGCACCACCACCGUCGCGACCGCGAUCAAUUACCCGACGACCUCCUCGCAUGAGCAAGCGCAUCAGUGCUCUCCCAGAUAUCGUCGAGAACCCCGAGCCGCUUGCCGGCCGGACAGGCUCUCUCGGUAUCUUCCAGUUCGCCUGGGGCGAGAAAUCUGACUCGGCCACAAUGCCGAUCCGCAUGUCUGGCCUUGGCGGCACCAUGUCCAGCGGUCGUGGUUGGAUGAUGAACGCUCCACCGUUGCCUAUGCUUCCAUCUCAAGCGCUCGCCACCCACAGCUUCUUCGAAGACGACGAAACUGAUAAUGGCCUGGACGGUUACGAGGACGAAGACUACGACGAUGGCUUUGACGACUCAACCCUCUGGGAGAUUGCCGACUUGCUGGAGGCCGAUCUGGAGGGCUCUCGCGACGAUCUCUUCGUGGUAGGCCACGAGGACGUGGAGGAGGUUCCCGAAGUUGCCCCUGCUGCUCCGGCUCCUGUGAAGGAGAUUGCCGAGGUUGUGGAGGAGCAAGCACAGCUGCCGGCUCCCGCUCUCUGGACGGCCGUGAAGGCUUCUCAGGCGAGCAAGUCCUGGGGCCUGCCACAGCCUACUGGGGAAGCUCUGGAGGUUUUCUUCGCCGAAGCUUCCAGGCCGACUGCGCGCGCCGUUCCUCGGAUGAAGGAGGAGGUAGCUUCGCUGACGAGCAGCUCCUUGUGGGAGGCAUCAACUGCUCCUGUCGCGAGUGGGAUGUGGUGUGAGCACAAGGGUCCUCGUGAACCAGAGGAGAUAAAGACUGUCACAGCCUCUUCGACAGUGUCCUCGCUAUGGUCGCCGGUCUCUGUCCCCCGUAGCACGUUGGGAUUGCCGCAGCCCGAUGUCCUGACGUGGAACACUUACAUCGCGCUGCCGACCCGUUCUGUCCAGCGUAAGGCUACUGUGCAGAAGGCUGCUGAGAUCAAGAGCACCUCGCUAUGGCAACCUUCACCGGCCGUUGUAUCUCCGUCAGGAGGCGUAUGGGCACCCAAGACGCUGUCCGUCAACCAAUACUACCAGCCGCUCCCCGUCUCCUCCAAGGUGGUCAAGGAUCUGAUGUGGUCUUCCACUCCCGCAAAAGCAGUUUCUUUUGGCUUGCCACAGCCCGAUGCCCAGACCUGGACCACUUACAUCGCCCUGCCCACCCGCUCCAUCCAACGCAAGGCCAGUGUGCAGAAGAGUGACGAGAUUAAGAGCACCUCGCUAUGGCAACCUUCAGCAACUGCUGUCUCUCCGUCAGGAGGCGUGUGGGCGCCCAAGGCCCUGUCCGUCAAGCCGUCCCCUCGACCCCUCCCCAUCUCUUCUCCCAAGGUGAUCAAGGACCUACUGUGGUCUUCAUCGCCGGCGAAGGCAGUUUCUUUCGGCUUGCCCCAACCUGAGGCCCAUGUCUGGACGGGUUACCUUGUCCCUGAGGGUCUUAGCCACCGCGGUGCCUAUGUUCCUACGAUCGUUUCCAUUACAAGCACGUCUCUCUGGGCGCCUACGAUUCAGACUCGCUCGGAGGGCAUGUGGAUGCCCACGUCAAAGCCUUCAGCUGCUCUGGCCGUCAAGCCAUCUCCUGAGCCCCUCCCUGUUUCUUCCACACUCGUCAAAUAUCCUCUGUGGUCUGUCACUCCCGCGAAGACAGUUUCUUUUGGCUUGCCACAGCCCGCGGCCCAUGUCUGGACUGCUUACCUUGUCCCAGAGGGCCGUAACCACCGAGGCGCCUAUGUCCCUACGACUGUCUCCAUUACGAGCACGUCUCUUUGGACUCCUGCUGUUGAGACUCAGUCGGAGGGCCUGUGGAUGGCCAGAUCGAAGCCUUCAGCUACUCAGGAGAAGCCUCAGCCGAUUGUCAAGGAGACUGCGGGCUCGCUCUGGGCUGUGCCAGUCACCACCAAGGCUUCCUUCGGCCUGCCUCAGCCCGAAGCUGAUGUCUGGGCCACUUACCUUGUCCCAGAGGGUCGCAACCACCGAGGUGCCUAUGUCGCUACGGUUGUCACUAUCACAAGCACAUCGCUGUGGUCGCCUACGAUUGAAACCCAGUCAGACGGCAUGUGGAUGCCCAAGUCAAAGCCUUCGGCUACUGAGAAGCUGCCAGAGCUUCAGGAGAAGCCUCAGCUGAUUGUUGAGGAAACUGCAGGCCUGCUCUGGACUUUGCCAGUCAUCACCAAAGCUUCUUUCGGCCUUCCUCAGCCCGAUGCCAAGACGUGGGAAUCGUACAUUCCUCGCAUGACCAGCGCUUCUCUGCGCAGGGUCUUGAUCUCAGAGCCUGCUUCCAUCAAAAGCCAGGCACUGUGGUCUCUGUCGCCUAAGAAGGAGGCCACCUCUGGCUUUCUUUGGUGCUCGAGCAAGCCGCAGGUCGCGAAGCCUCAGCCCGUUGUUAAGAAACUUGCAGGCUCGCUCUGGACUCCGCCAGUCGUCACCAAGACUUCUCUCGGCUUACCUCAGCCUGAUUCCAAGUCAUGGGAAUCGUAUAUUCCUCGCAUGACCAGCACUUCUCUGCGCAAGGUCCUGAUCUCAGAGCCUGCUUCCAUCGAAAGCCAGGCACUGUGGGCUUCCUCUCCGAAGAAGGAGGCCACUUCGAGCCUUCUCUGGCGCUCGACCGAGGCUCAAGCUGAGCCCGUCGAGAUCCUUCUGCAACCCGCUCCCACACGCACCGCUCACGUGCGCAGCUCCACGGCUGUCCUGAUCACCAAGGAGCAGUGGAACUCUGCCUUCAAGAGGAUCUCGCAGCAGCAGGCCCAGCCGCAGACUCAAGCGCCCGCCGAGACUCCCCAGAACCGCGCGGCCCGCUCCAAGUCGGUCAAGAGCCGCGCAUUCUUCGAUCCCGCCGUCAUGGCUCUCAUCGCCGAACUUCCCUCCCCGACCUCGUUCACCCCUCCCUCUUCACACCGCACCAGCGUCGGCCGGUCCAAGAGCGUCUCCUAUUUGCCUCCCACCACCCGGAGGCCCUCUCACUCUGCUUCAUCGAGCUAUCCCGAGACGGAUGUGCGCCCUUCUGACUUUAUCUGA
This is a messenger RNA of Trichoderma citrinoviride, 6171 nucleotides long. RefSeq lists its product as hypothetical. NCBI's taxonomy places the organism in Eukaryota, Fungi, Ascomycota, Sordariomycetes, Hypocreales, Hypocreaceae. The transcript has 3 exons. Bases 1 to 6171 code for a protein of 2056 amino acids. The record is from RefSeq and is a predicted model, not a curated record.